Messenger RNA from Plectropomus leopardus (leopard coralgrouper), 1283 nucleotides. The record is from RefSeq and is a predicted model, not a curated record. Lineage: Eukaryota; Metazoa; Chordata; Actinopteri; Perciformes; Serranidae.
CUCAACCCAACUCAAACUUUCAGCGUCUUUUCUAGUAAGUGCCAGAAAUGAUGUAACACCGAGAAACUCUCUCUGCUGACGUGUUUCUGUGACGUAUAUAAAGAAAUUUAAAUACGUCUGAGAUCGUUAUAUCGUUUGAAGCGGACUCGACGUGCUAGCGUAUUUAAAACCCGUGACUCAAACCAUAAUGUGUUAGCAUUAGCAUUAGCAUUAGCAAAGCAUCGCUAAAGGAGGAAGAGGUGUGCGCGAGCUUCAUGACAACCGACUGAACUGACAGCUAUUUCCAGUAUGCGGAACAGACAGAGGGGAUCCCACCUGGGCCUGAUGCUGCUGGCCUCCCAGGUGUUUCAGCUGGGUCUGGACAACAUCCCUCCUGUCACACUGGCUGUCCUGGGACUCAACGUGUACCUGUACCUGUUCCCUGCAGCUCCACUGAUGCAGGCCUGUGUGAGUGUCCAGCAGGCAUACUGGUUUAAAGACUGGCGCCGCCUCCUGCUGUCCCCGCUGCACCACGCAGAUGAUUGGCAUCUCUACUUCAACAUGGUGUCCUUCCUCUGGAAAGGUACCAAACUAGAGCGACGGCUGGGCGGACCCUGGUUCCUCUACCUGCUGUCGGUCUUCUCUCUGCUCACCGGGCUGGUCUACCUGCUGCUGGAGGCGGUGCUAACAGAGCUGACACAGGACCAGUCCUACAGCAUGGCCUGUGCUGUUGGCUUCUCGGGUGUCCUGUUUGCUCUGAAGGUGCUUAGUAACCAUUACCACCCUGGAGGUGUGACCUAUGUGAUGGGUGUCCCUGUGUCUAAUCGCUAUGUCAGCUGGGUGGAGCUCGUGCUCAUCCACAUAACAUCACCUGGGACCUCUUUCAUAGGUCACCUGGCAGGUAUCCUGGUGGGUCUGCUCUACACUGCUGGACCUCUGAAGGCCGUCAUGAAAAAGUGUGCAGGUCUGAAUUUAUGUGUGUGUUGUUGUAUUUGCUGACUGUGAUCUAUAAUCUUAGGCCCCUGUACCUGUCAAAAGUCCUCUGUUUAAUCUAAAAGUUCUAAAGAUAACUGAAUUCCCGAAAGCUUAAAAAGUAAUAUUUAGCUGUCACUCAGGUCAUGUACAGCUCUCAGUUUCAGCUGUGUGAAUGAUGAAAUAAUUCUUGAGAAAGCUUUGACUCCAUGUUCAGAUCUGUGUAUCUCAAUUUUAAUCCAUACACAAAUCUAAAUGCACAUUAACCCCUUGAAACCCCAGCAAUUGGGUUAUUUGUGGAGAAGGGGUAGGAUUAAAUACUGUAUGUGUAA